This is a messenger RNA of Pelodiscus sinensis (Chinese soft-shelled turtle), 3398 nucleotides long. The record is from RefSeq and is a predicted model, not a curated record. NCBI's taxonomy places the organism in Eukaryota, Metazoa, Chordata, Testudines, Trionychidae.
AUGAAAGUUGAACUCAAGUUGGUUUGGGUCUUGUCUAUAGGACAGCAUGCAGCAUGUCAGUACAAAAUAGGUAAGAGUCCGAGUGCUGUGGAUGAUAUGCUAGAUGUGGAGAACAAGCAUAUGGCAGACAAUCUAGCCACCAAGGUCACCAGGCUGAAAUCGCUGGCACUGGACAUUGACAAAGAUGCUGAGGAACAAAACCGCUAUCUGGAUAGCACGGACUCAGAUUUCAUGAGUGUGACAGGCCUGCUGACGGGGAGCGUGAAGCGUUUCUCCACCAUGACACGCUCGGGAAGGGAUAAUCGCAAAUUGCUUUGUUAUGUUUCUGCUGGACUGGUUGUUGUCUUUUUUAUCCUCUAUUAUUUGGUGUCAAAAGCACGGACUUGAGUGGGGCUCUCGUGCUUGGAAUUUUUAUGAAAAGAAAAACUUGCCAUGAUAGACAAAGACUUGCUCAAGGGUAUCCACAUUCUACCCUGUCGUGGGUUGUUGGGAUAUUCCUGAAGAACCAGAUAAUGUUUCUAGAUUCCAAGUUAUUGUCAUUUUUCUAGUCAGUCUUGGAUACGUUCAUCGGAUUUUUUUUAUAAAAUUAAUAUAGUUAAUUCUGAUUUCUUUAAAUUUGCGUAAAUUACAACUUGAUCUCCUUGUUAACACUUAGCCUUUAUUUAUUGCUUUAUCCAUAACCUUUAGCUUCCAUCUAUUGCUUGGCUCAUAACCAUGUGAUGUCCACCUUAGUGAGUGUCAUGCUAUGAAAGUGUUUGACUCGCCCCAUAGUAGAAAUGUGCCUGUACUCAAUUAAUUAAUGGAGGUGGGGAGGUUGCAGGAUUCAGGAGUUUGAAUGUGGGACUUUGAGGCAGGAGCUGGUGAAUUCAAAUUCAUCUUUGUCAUUGUCUUGCUGUCCCUUGCUUUAUGGUGUUGGAAAGACAGUUAAUCGCAUUUCGUAUUUUGAAAUACAUUAAUAUCAACAGCAUCUCUUGAGCCUAGAAUUGUUUUAUGAUACUCUGAAGAACUAAAUUGUAUGUGGUACGUACUGAGUUGAGUAGUUACAAAAAUCUAUCAGCCAUUCAUUCUAUGAGAGUUGAGUUUUACUAUUGGAGUAGCUUUGUUUUAUUAACUUUGCUUGUCUCGUAGCAGAGGAUGGGGAAAGGCUGUAAAGAGGUGACUGGUGGUGGUAAUUUUUCUGUAGCAUGUAUAUCACGGCUUGUGUAACACAUACACGCUUGCCUAGUUGCAACUGUAGAAGAUCUGAGAAGAUUGGAAAACCGAAGAGGAGGAAAACAUUACAACAGGCUUGGAAACUGUUGGUAUUUAAAGUAAUCCAGAAUGGGAAAUUGUACAGCUGGUGCUAGCAUUCCCAUGAUAUGGUACUUCAGUAUUGUUGGGAAGAUGUUUCCACUCUAUAGGUAAAGAUGGAUAUUGGGUCUGAUCAGAGGGGGUAACAUAAAAUAGGAGGUAACCUUAGAAUUCACAAUUCUUUGACCCCUCCACAGUCCACAACCUGGUAGGUAUGCUGCAUGUCACAGUUUGGCAGUCUUGUACACCUGCCUGAGCAAGUAUUGACUAUUGGUGAACUAAUCAUUCCAGAGCGUGCGGCACUUUGAGAUAUAGUAUGUAGCCCAUUCUGUGAUGAUUCUACAUAAUUUUAUGCAUUUGAAUGCUGUGUGGAUGAAGGAUGUUUGUGAUCUUUCAGUACUACGUCUUUAUUCUGUACAGUACAUUCUUUAGGAAUGCUUAUCCCAAAUCACCCUUGCUGUCCCUGUCAUUGAACUUGUUGCUUCCACUCCCAUUCCAAUCCAUGUAUAUUGUCCCGUUUGAAUUAUUUGUAUCUUCCUAAUGCUACUAUUGUUUUUUAAAAAAAUCCCAAACUCUAUACACUGUUUUAAAAGGCUUUUAUGGUACAAAUCAACUCUACCAUAUCUAUUUUGUAGUGUGUGGUAUUUGUCUAAUGGCUUCUCUGUUCUGGAUUUUCUUGUAAGAAUUCCUUUGCUUGAGGAUGUUGUCUCUCUUAUUCCUCUGGAUAUAACCACCUCUCUAGGACCAAAGAACAUAUCCUCUAUACAGUUUAUUGUUCUCCCCAAACAAAACUAUAUUUCCUAAUCCCAGUGUGUGUUUGUUUGGCACUGACAAAUGACACAAUGUAACAGCAAAGAAUUCCUUGUACAAGCCACAGAACAUUGAUCCUUCUGAAGAUUUGGAUCCAGUUAUCUCAGUCUGCUUUGUACCUUGAAUGUUGAUCUUCUAAUACACUAGUUGGUGUCCUCUAAUUUGCAUCCUUAUUCUGUUCCAAAAGUAGAAUGUGCAGUAAGGAUGGGGGAGAAAGAUGCAUUAAUGAUCCACUCUUGAUUCAGUCUUGCAUGAUUCUUGUCUUUGCUAACACUUUGGAUAUUCCGAGCUCCGUUUAGAUGUUGAAAUAUUUUGGAAUGCUCACUUGACUAUUCUGUCUGCUUUCCUCGAGCAAAUUAAUCCUGACCAAAGAGCUCCAAAGCACUCUAAUUCUUGCUAGUGCAAUUAUUUCUUUGCUUUUUAUGGUGUGAAUAAAGUUGUACAGGGUUGAACCUCUCUAGUCUGGCACCCUUGGAACCUGACUGGUGCUGAACUAGAGAAUUUGCCAAUCCAUGGGAGGUCAAUAUUGUCUAGCAGCAUUACCAACACUUUCACUGCUUACUGGGGUCUCUGAAGACAUUUAGAGGUAAAUUAGAGUUAAAUAACAGCACAGAGCACUGAGAGCCAGGACUGCUGGCUGUAAACAAACUUUAUGGGACUUCAGGAAACUUGUCCACACCUAUUAUAAUGGACAUCUGACUAACUGAAAUAUUGCUGGUCCAGAGAGUGCCAUAGUAGAGCGGGUCAACCUGUACUAGAUGCUGCAUCAGUAAUUUUAUAUAAUAUAAAUUUUUAUCAUAAUACCGUAUUAUACUAACCAGUUUUCAAAGAAGUACAUGGUAAUUUUUAUAGAACCUAUUGCCUUGAACCAGUAUUGAUGCACAACAUUAAAUGUAUCCGUAAUACAAUACUACAAUGAAUAGUACAGCGAUUACAUCCAACCUCUAAGAUGCAUUAGUCUCAAAGGGGUGACAAAAUAGAACCUUAUUGGAGCUGCAUGUGCCCUUAAAGAAGAGGAGAAACUGCCUCCUAUUGACUUCUGGGAUGAAGAGGAAGAACGACCACUGAAGAACAAGUUGCCCCAUCUUACUCAGAAGUCAGUAAUAGAGUUGGUCAGGAAUUUAAACACUUUUUGCUGGAAAAUGCUGAUUUGUCAAACAGAAUUUCCCUUGGAUUUCAACAGAUUGCUGUUUUUGUUGUGUGCAUUUGUGGAAUGAAGUUCUUUGAUUUUUUUGGUUCAAAAUGACUUCUUGUUUUGAAAUUUUACUUUAAAAUAUUUUUAAAAUAAAAUUUUAAAA